GAGAUUCUCACGACGUCUCACAUGCCAGCACUGAGGGCCUCUUGUUCUUCACUCACUUUGCACGGCUGUCGGUGGUCGCGCGUGGUGAUGCGUGCACCAGACCCACGCUAGUGCGUCGCGUUGUUUGUGACAAUCUCGCGUCGCUAAUCAAACCCGCACCCCUUUCGACACAUGGCAACUACCGUGCUUUACCCCGGCCGAUGAAUCUUCGAAAGCACCGGCCGAACUGCUCUUUUGCAGCUCCACAGCGCAUGUUUGCACCACAACACCACCGCCUUUGACUCCCGAGUCUGCAACCAACGUAAACAAUCAGCAGCCGUCGACCCCCUGUCGUCCCAUCAUGGAUUCGAUGCCCACACCCCCACCAGAGCGAAGCUCUUCGCCAGAACCUUGGGCCACACCGGGCCUCGCACUGAACGCAGUGCCCCAGCUCGACCGCUCGGUAUCGACUGCUUCGAGCGUUUCAUCUCGCUCUGUGGGCUCGCGACUCUCAGAGAGCGGCAUACCAGGCAAGAGGCGAGGCUACAUGAGACCGGAAGGUACCCAAUUCUCCGACUCGGCAAAGAACAGAGAAAGUGUCAUGAACCUGGGAACCAUAGCGCAUCUCCAGUACUACUUUGCUCGGACUGGGCUGCUCGAUGCAGCUACGGGACGAGUCGCAAAGUCAAGGAAGUCGGGUUCAAGAACUCCCAGCGGAACGGAGGCAGGAGGCGACGUUACCAUCAUGUCGCCAGUGUCGCCAUCCCUAGCUGCCUACGAGUUCGGGGAGUCUCUCGUAGAAUCGCCCGCCGACGAAAUAGCUUCCAUGGAUUGGGAAGGCGGCGAGCCCAUGAUGCUGCCACCUACCGUCAGCACAUACAAGCAGAAUCCAGUAUACGUACCUCCACCCCCAGACAUGACGGUCCUGCGACGAGAAUUGCGCGAGUCCCUUGACGAAGCCAACAAGCACUUGCAGGAGCUGGAGAAGGGAUUCACAAAGGACAGCCCUUUGGAAAACGGCGGGUCAGGUCCACGCUCGGCUGACGCGGCAGGAUGGCACGAGAUUCAGGGCCUCAAUCUACUGGACGUUACAACCCUCGCGAUCAGAGCUGCAAAGAACUACUAUACUGCGCACGAGGAGCCACAACGACUUUACGCCAUUAAAACAGAGCGACAGAUUCGCAAGGAGCUUUACGAAGUCUUGGAAGUGCUGAAACGCUUGGCUAUACGCAACUUCGCCAAUGGUGUCCAGCCAUACGAGGUAAUCCAGAUCAGGCAGUGGAUCGAUGGUAUCGGCGAUCUGCUUGACACUGAGGAAGAGAAGGAAAGACAGGAGCAUGCAGAAAGGGAAAGCUGGGCCUGGCGCGAAGGUGACUGGUCAGGCAGAGAGCGUGAGAGGGAGCUUUUGUUCCUGAGAUCUUUCGAAAACGACACAGAGUCUCUGCCAGACUGGACUGAACCCACCGAAAGCGAGCCUGCGACGCCAUUCCUCCAGUCUUUACAAAACGGCCUCCGACUGGUCCACCUGCACAACAGCCUGGUGAGAAAAUCACGUCGACACUUUGAAGAGAUUAAGCAUUAUCACACCGACACAGCAAAACCGUAUCGAUGUGCCGACAACCUUCGAUACUGGGUCAAGGCUGCAGAGCUGCGCUGGGACAUCAAGCUGGACAUGGACGUACUUGGCAUCGUCCAAGGCAAAGACCUCACUGUAUGGCAGAGGUUCGAUGCUGCCGUUCUGCAGUGGUGUCAAAGCGUUCGCGAGGAAAUCACUUCUGAAUGGUUGAAACAGAAGAACCAACAACGCGCACCAACCCUGCAUAUACGCAACCCAAGCAUCGAGGCCGCGAUGUAAGUGGACUAUAACGCCUUGCUGUUGCGGUACUUGGACACCUCUACGGAUAUUUCUAUCAUCUCCUUAGUUGUCUUCCCCCCCUUACAAAUACUUAAUUUGUACAAAGCCAUCGACUGCGUCGUUGUCGUUUUGGAGUCAGAGGCGCGUCUGCAGGGACUAGAAUAACGCUGAGACUCGACGAUUACGCAGUCGAUGACCCCACAUAUUUUCUCCUCGUCCAGAGGAAUCAGAUACCCCAUUUUGCAGCACAAGCAUCAUUUGCAGUAGCGUAGCAUUUACAUAGCCACAAAGGUCAUGGAUUUUUCAUCACAC
This is a messenger RNA of Didymella exigua CBS 183.55, 2146 nucleotides long. RefSeq lists its product as uncharacterized. Bases 341 to 1834 code for a protein of 497 amino acids. The record is from RefSeq and is a predicted model, not a curated record. The transcript has a single exon. NCBI's taxonomy places the organism in Eukaryota, Fungi, Ascomycota, Dothideomycetes, Pleosporales, Didymellaceae.